AUGUCACUGACAUACUCUGCAGCCGCAUUGUCCCUUGCCAUCGUUACGUACGCAGCGACCUCUCGACGCCGUCGUCACGAGAAGCCCCUCCCGCCUGGGCCCUCUCCUCUACCGCUCAUUGGCAAUGUCCACCAGAUGGAUGGGUCAGAACCGUGGCUAACAUUCACUGAGUGGAAAGAUGGAUAUGGCGACGUCGUGUACUGCUCCCAAUUUGGUGUAGAAUCCGUCAUCCUCAAUACCGAGGAGGCAGCUCGGGACCUUAUGGAAAAGCGCUCCAGCAACUAUUCGGACAGGGUGCACUCGUCGCUCAGGGAACCAUAUGGCCUCGACUGGGACACUGUCUUCCUGCAACAUAAUGAGACGUGGCGCUUGCAUAGACGUGUCGCACAUCAGAGCCUACGCGAGCAUCACGUCGACGUCUUCCAGCCGACCCAGCUACGCUUCUCUGAGGCGCUCCUUAGUAACUUGGAGAAGCAUCCCAAGGACUGGCAUCAGCAUCUCGUCAGGUACGCGGGCAGCAUCAUGGUGUCCGCCCUCUAUGAUCACGACGUGGCGCCUGCAAACGACCCGGUAACUCAAGCAGUCACGGCGGCUACGGCACUAAGCAACAAGCUCGCUACGCCUGCUAAUAUGACUCUGAUUACCUUCCUCCCGUUUUUGAAGUAUACACCGACGUGGCUGCCCGGUGGCUGGAGGAACGCUGCCGAAGCGAGGAGGACACAAGGGAGGAAGUUGAAUCAGCCGUUUGAGUAUUUGAAGGAGAAGAUCGCAGCUGGAACGGUUGGCAACACGAUCGCCCUGGACGCACUGGAGAUGUUUAAGGGUUCGGACAAAUUUGGAGACUACGAGCAGUUGGUCAAGAAUGCGUGUGCAACUAUGUAUGGUGCUGGUGAAGACACGACAGCAUCGACCCUACUUGUCUUCUUUCUUGCAAUGUGCCGGAACCAACACGUUCAGAAACGUGCCCAAGAAGAGCUCGACACCGUCGUUGGCAUGGACCGUCUUCCUGACUUCAGCGACCGUGAUUCGCUGCCGUACAUCGAGGCAGUCUUCAGGGAGGUACGAAGAUGGCACCCCGUUACACCGCUUGGUAUCCCGCAUGCUGCGACAAAUGAUGACGUGUAUCGGGACUGGUUCAUUCCCAAAGGAACCACGGUGAUCGCGAACAUUUGGGCGAUGUCCCAAGACCCCACACGCUACCCCUCUCCAACCACAUUCGACCCCACACGCUUCCUCGACCCAGCGACCGGGCAGCUCACCAACGAUACGCUCAUGUUCAUCUGGGGCUUCGGCCGGCGCAUAUGCCCCGGGCGGCACUUUGCGGUGAACUCGGCGUGGAUUGCGAUCGCGAGACUCCUGGCAAGAUUUACGUUCGAGUUCGAACCGGAAUUUAUUGAGCGGGGCGCGGAGGUGAAGUGGGCUAAUGCUACGACUUCGAUCACGCCACGGAAGCCUGCCAAGGUGGAACGUGCCUCCGUGUGA
This is a messenger RNA of Coniophora puteana RWD-64-598 SS2, 1482 nucleotides long. RefSeq names its product cytochrome P450. The record is from RefSeq and is a predicted model, not a curated record. Bases 1 to 1482 code for a protein of 493 amino acids. Lineage: Eukaryota; Fungi; Basidiomycota; Agaricomycetes; Boletales; Coniophoraceae. Gene Ontology annotation, molecular function: heme binding; iron ion binding; monooxygenase activity. The transcript is spliced from 12 exons.